AUGUCCGACUCUGCCGCCCCGUCCUCCCCCUCUGCCGCUGCGCCGGCUGCCGCGACCCCGGCGAGUGCGCCCACCACUUCGUCGUCGUCGUCGACCCAGGGCCCGCCGACCAACACGCCCGCCGCUGCCCCGACCGCCGCCACCAUCGCCAACAGCGCCAACCCGGACGCGUACGAGGGCAUCCACCAGCCUGGCCAGACCGAAGACGACGGCCUCACCCUGCGCGCCCUCGUCUCGAGCAAGGAGGCCGGUGUCAUCAUUGGCCGCGGCGGUGCCACCAUCGCCCAGAUCCGCCAGGACGCCACCGUCAAGGCCGGCGUCUCCAAGGUCGUCCCCGGCGUCCCCGACCGCGUCCUCUCGAUCGGCGGCACCGUCGACAGCGUCGCAAAGGCCUACUCGCUCGUCGCCCAGACCAUCCUCGAGAACCCGGUCCCGUCGCCCACGUCGGCUGCCACGCCCGAGGGUGGCGCCGCCCCCUCGCCGUCCGCGUCGGCCUCGAUCCGCCUCCUCAUCUCGCACCUCCUCAUCGGCUCGGUCAUCGGCAAGGGCGGCUCCAAGAUCCGCCAGAUCCAGGAGCUCGCCUCGGCCCGCAUGGUCGCGAGCAAGGAGAUGCUCCCCCAGUCGACCGAGCGCAUCGUCGAGGUGACGGGCCAGCCCGAGGGCGUCCGCAUCGCCGUCCAGGAGAUCGCCAAGUGCCUCAUCGAUGACUGGGACCGCUCGCAGGGCACCGUCCUGUACCACCCGGGCGCCGAGGGCCUCGGCGGCGCGGGCGCCGGCGGUGCCGGCGCGGCGGCGGCGGGCGGCGCGCAGGGCGCGGCCGGUGCGGGUGCGGCGCAGGGCCAGGGCCAGUUCGCGCCCGGCCAGAGCCUCGCCGGCACGGUCGUCGGCAACGAGAGCGACCCCAACUGGAGGGAGCAGAAGAUCAGCAUCCCGAGCGACAUGGUGGGCUGCAUCAUCGGCCGCGGCGGCACCAAGAUCAACGAGAUCCGUCGCCUGUCGGGUUCGCGCAUCAACAUCGCCAAGACGGCGCACGACGAGACGGGCGAGCGCAUGUUCGUCAUCUCGGGCCUUCCCGAGAACAACGAGAAGGCGCUCUUCCUCCUGUACAACCAGCUCGAGUCGGAGAAGGAGCGUCGCGUCCAGAGCGUCCAGGAGGAGCAGGCUCAGCAGCAGCAGCAGCAGCAGCAGGGCGAGGCCGGCGCCGGCGAGGCAUAAUCCUCCUCAUCGCCACCUCGACUCGAUCCGCAUCAUCGUCGUGAUCCCCCAUCAAUAUCCCCCCGCCCUCUUCCAAAACGCCUGGUCUCCCGCCUCGCCUUUCCUCUCUCUCUCUCUCUCGUCCUCUCUCUCUACUCUCCCUCGCCUCGUCUCGCCUCGUCUUCCUCACAUUAUCACCUCGCCCACCCGCCGUCUCGCGCUCCGCCGCCCUCACGGACCGCCUCCCCCUCCUACUCGCCCUCAAAAUCCCUCGCGCCCCUUCGCCUCG
Molecule: messenger RNA, 1483 nt
Organism: Rhodotorula graminis WP1
Lineage: Eukaryota; Fungi; Basidiomycota; Microbotryomycetes; Sporidiobolales; Sporidiobolaceae
Exons: 6
Coding region: 1-1215 (404 amino acids)
Biological process (GO): 3'-UTR-mediated mRNA stabilization
Cellular component (GO): nucleus; cytoplasm
Molecular function (GO): mRNA 3'-UTR AU-rich region binding
Source: RefSeq, a predicted model, not a curated record